Messenger RNA from Cicer arietinum (chickpea), 2173 nucleotides. Its product is annotated as protein OCTOPUS-like. The record is from RefSeq and is a predicted model, not a curated record. Lineage: Eukaryota; Viridiplantae; Streptophyta; Magnoliopsida; Fabales; Fabaceae.
CCACAAAUGCCUUUUAUCCAGUGAAUACUAAUUAUGUCCCUUCAUUCAGUGAGCUUUCACUUCCACUGUAACUAACAUGCUCUCUCACUCACUCUUAUUAUACUCUCCUUCCACUCUCACUCAUGACUUCCAAAACGCGUCGUUUAACCACCUGUCACCGUCACCCUUCUAAACCCAUCACCGGUUUCUGCGCAUCCUGUCUCACCGAACGUCUCGCCGGCAUCGAAUCCUCUUCAUCCCAACCGGAGCUCCGCCGUACCAAAUCUUGUUCCGGCAGUGCCGUCGCUGACCAACCGUCCUCCGCCGCCGUUGAGCCCCGCCGAAGGUCCUGCGAGAUCCUCGCUGCUCCGGAGCAGCAGCGUAACACGCUUUCGGACCUUUUCAACAUCGACGAUGAUACGAAGACGAGGAAGAAGAAACAGACUCCAAAUCGAAAUCUCGAAAUCGAUCCGAGAAACUCCGGUUUUGAAGCUAGGGAUUUCGACGGCGGUGACACUAUUAUUAGGGUUCUCGUUGAAGAUGAAGAAGAAGAGACGAAGACGAUGAAAGAGUUUAUAGAUCUCGAAUUGCGUAGCAGAAAAAACGAAGAGAGAGAUUCCAGAGGGAGUUUCUGGGACGCGGCUUCAGUUUUCAGCAAGAGAUUGAGGAAAUGGAAACGGAAACAGAAGUUGAAGAGAAACCGCACUGCAUGCGACGGUUCUGUCACCGGCAAUGGCGUUGGUUUGACGCGGAUGGAAGAUGAAAAGCAAAGGUCGAGAAAUUUGAGAGAGACGCAAUCUGAGGUUGGAGAAUAUGGUUUAUCAUUAGGUAGAAGAUCAUGCGACACUGAUCCUAGGUUAUCUGUGGAUGAUUCGAGGUUUUCAUUUGAUGCGCCUCGAGCUUCUUGGGAUGGUUAUUUGAUUGGGAAAUCGUGUUCAAAGUUUUCACCAAUGGUUGCUAUUAAUGGUGAUAGGGUUUUGGUUGAGGAAGAUGAAGAAGAGGAUGAAGAAGAAGAGGUGAUGAAUUUGGAAUGUUGUGGUGGUAAUGGUGGAGAGCAUUAUCCUGGUGGUUCAGCUGACACCAAGCAUUACUAUUCCGAUCGGAGAGGAAGGAGUUUUGGUCGGUCAAACUCUCGUAGGAAAUCUUCCGUGAUUGGUGAUGUUGAUGAAUUGAGAGUGAUAUCUAAUGCCAAGGUUUCUCCGGCCACAACCGAGUUAUUCUAUGGUGCAAAGGUCCUAAUCACUGAAAAAGAUUUGAUAGAUGCUAAUUUGAAAUCGAUGAAUAAUGUUAAUGUUCAAUCUGAUUGUACAAUAGGGUCUGCUUCUAAGGAAGCUUGUGAUGUUGAAAUCAGAAGCGAUCAAAAGGGACUGAACAAGUUUCACAAAUGGGGCAAGUUGUGGAAUAAGUUGGGAUUAGUACACAGGAAAAAAGAAGAUAAAUUGAGAGAGGAGGAAUGUGUUGCCGGUGAUGUUGUUAAUAAGCCGAUUGCAGAGUCUUGGCAGAAGCUGAGGAGGGUUGUUAAUGGACAAGGGAGUGAAUCAGUUAGCCAGAAGCUUAUUCGUAGCUAUAGUGUUAGUUGUAGAAAUCAUCAUAGUAGAAUGGCUGGUUUAGUCAAUGGCCUUGGAGGUUCUGAAACCAAAGGCAAUGUUUUGAAUGGAAGACAGGAGUUUACGCUUCAAAGGAAUCGGAGUGUUAGGUAUUCGUCGAGUAAUGUUGACACUGGCCUGUUGAGAUUCUAUUUGACACCGUUGAAGAGCUAUAGGCGAAGCAGGUCUGGAAAGAGUAGCUCAAAGGAUUUGAAUCCAACAGCCAGAAGUUUUUUGUAAAGAUGUAACUUUGGAAUGAAUAUCUGGUUGAAAAGUAAUAUAUAGUGUUGUUGUUUCUUUUCCAUGAGAUAAAGUUUAUCACAUUGUUAGAUUUUGGUUGCAGUUGUUCACAUUAUGUUGUUAGCAGAAUAGAACAUUGAUACCACCAUAUUAUUGGCAUAAUAAAUUUCUGAUUGCAACAUUUAUAGGAGUAACAUGAUACACAACUCUAGAUUUUACUAGAUUUUAAUGCAGAAGACCUUUUAAUUUGGGUAAAAUGCAGGUUAGGUUUUCAAUGUUUGUUCAGGUAGCAUGUAAUAUGCUUUACCUUCCAAUUUCUGCCUCAGUUUGCUGUUGUUAUAGAUAUAUGAAUUAUAGCUUCUUCUCAA